UUCUCCACCACAACCUAAGUCCCGGUACACUACUCCAUUUAUUAACUUCACUCCCUUCUCCCACUAUUUCUGCUCUGUAAUUCUCUCUCUUUUUCGUGCUCUGCUUCUGUGUCUGUAGAACCAGAGCGCGCAUGGAGUACUUCUCCUUCCUCCCUCUCCUCCUCAUUUCCGUUUCCGCCGUUACUUUUGCAGACGGUGGCUCGAUAGGAGUGAACUACGGCAGGGUUGCUAACAACCUGCCGUCGGCUGUGAAGGUGGUGGAGCUUCUUAAGUCGCAGGGGUUGGAUCGGGUCAAGGUUUACGACACCGACCCGGCUGUUCUCAAGGCGUUUUCCGGAUCCGGUAUAAAGCUCACCGUCAACCUCCCCAACGAGCAGCUCUACAAUGCGGCUAAACGGGAGUCGUUUGCGUACGCCUGGGUCCAGCGUAAUGUCGCCGCCCACCACCCGGAUACCAGGAUCGAGGCCAUCGCCGUCGGGAAUGAGGUGUUUGUUGACCCGCAUAAUACGACCCGGUUUCUUAUCCCCGCCAUGAAAAACAUCCACGAAGCUCUUGUCAAGUUCAAUCUCCAUGGAGAUAUUAAGGUUUCAUCCCCAAUCGCGCUCAGUGCGUUGCAUAACUCGUACCCCUCCUCAGCCGGGUCGUUUCGGCCGGAGUUUGUUGAAUCCGUGAUGAAACCCUUGCUGGACUUCCUCCGUCAAACCGGGUCGUACAUGAUGGUGAACUGUUACCCGUUCUUCGCCUACGAGUCGAACUCCGACGUCAUCCCGCUCGAUUACGCGCUCUUCAGGGAGAAUCCCGGCGUCGUAGACGCCGGAAACGGCCUCCGUUACUUCAACCUCUUCGACGCCCAAAUUGACGCCGUUUUCGCGGCCAUGACGGCGUUGAAGUACGACGACAUCAAAUUGGUCGUCACCGAAACCGGAUGGCCAUCCAAAGGAGAUUCCAACGAGCUCGGCGCCAGUAUAGAAAAUGCAGCGGCGUACAACGGCAACAUGGUCCGGAGAAUCCUCACCGGCGGCGGGACCCCACUGAGACCCAACGAGGACCUCACGGUGUACCUUUUCGCCCUCUUCAACGAGAACAAGAAAUUCGGCCCAACCUCGGAGAGAAACUUCGGACUAUUCUACCCCGACCAACGGAAAGUCUACGACAUUCCGUUCACAACGGAAGGUCUGAAGACCUACCGGGAAGUCCGGCCGCCGGUCGCCGGAAAUCAGAGGAUUUCAAAGCGGGGAAAGGGUAACGCAUCGGGAAACGUUUCAGGACAGACGUGGUGCGUGGCGAACGGGGAAGCGGGAAAAGAAAGGCUGCAGGCGGGUCUAGACUACGCUUGCGGUGAGGGCGGGGCGGACUGCCGUUCGAUCCAGCCGGGAUCCACGUGCUACAAUCCUAACACUCUAGAGGCGCACGCUUCGUUCGCUUUCAACAGUUACUAUCAGAGGAAGGGGCGUGCCGGCGGCACGUGCUACUUCGGCGGGGCCGCCUACGUUGUCAUGCAACAACCUAAAUUUGGGAACUGUGAAUUACCCACUGAAGAUUGAACACCCCCAUAGGCCAUAGCAGACUUUGAUGACCAAAAAGUCCAAAACUUUAUUGGAUUUUGAAUGAAGUGUAGUGCAUAGAUGCUACUACUAGAGUGUCUAUGGAAAUUACUGCGCUUAUCUAUCCAGGAAUCACCAUAGUUACUGUUGGGUUUAGUGAAUUCAUUUUUGUGAUUGUGGGGGGGAAAACUAAUGUAAUGUGUAUUAAGUUGUUACAUAGUACUCUGUAAUUUCUUUUCCCUUUUCAUUGUCUACUGCUAGUACUACUUACAGCUUAUAAUGUUGAUUAAUCUCUGUAGUGCAUUCAGUUGAUGAAAGCUAAUGGGAAUAAUAUAGUACCACUUCAAAAUUA
Ipomoea nil (Japanese morning glory) is the source of this 1896-nucleotide messenger RNA. RefSeq names its product glucan endo-1,3-beta-glucosidase 12-like. Bases 132 to 1544 code for a protein of 470 amino acids. Lineage: Eukaryota; Viridiplantae; Streptophyta; Magnoliopsida; Solanales; Convolvulaceae. The transcript has 2 exons. Gene Ontology annotation, biological process: carbohydrate metabolic process. Gene Ontology annotation, molecular function: hydrolase activity, hydrolyzing O-glycosyl compounds. Gene Ontology annotation, cellular component: plasma membrane. The record is from RefSeq and is a predicted model, not a curated record.